CGCAGUUCGAGAUUCUUGCAAACCCACGGAAGGUGAAGUGACUCUCUCAUGUAGAAUAUCGUGGGUGGGAAGUGCAGGGUCAAACUCUCCAAAGACAGGUUAUGUGUAGUAUGAAGGUUCCACCAACUUCUGUUCAAAUUGUCUAGACCCUCUUUGAGUGCUCCUCCCAGUGAGAAGUCCGCCAUCGCCACACAAAGGGAAAGCACUGCAGCAUCAAAGAACAGCGCUAGUGACUGAGGAAACGGAGCGACAAUGAGUAGGGGCCGAGAUAUGGAUACCGCGGCCGAGCCACGUCCGGGAGAUGAGGACUUCGAUGGGUUCCGGAUGCGGCUUCCGGAGGACUGCGUCGAGUACAUGCUCUUCGUCAUUGGAAACAAGACGGACAAUACGCUUCCUAGUCUGGAAGCGAUCCGCAGGGCAGCCGAUAAAAAGUUGGACGAGAUCGCGAAAGACUAUAUCUGGCAGAAAGAUCCAUUCAAGCUGGAGACGAAAACUCAAAAAGGCCUAGGGCUCCCUUACCUCUACGGCACUACUCACUAUGGAGACAACGUCGAGGAUGAGUGGCUUAUCGUCUACCUCCUCAGGGAACUGAGCAAAUCGUUCCCCAGCCUUUGGGUUCGUGUCUCUGACAGCGACGGCGAGUUCCUUCUCAUUGAGGCGGCCAAGGUCACCCCCAAAUGGCUCAGUCCCGAGAAUGACGGCAACCGGGUCUGGAUACACAAUGGAAAGCUGCUCAUUAUCCCCCUGAGCACCCCUAGCGACCCAGCCGCUACGGCGACAACCGGCUCGGCCUCCAAACCCCUCACCCUCCGCGAAGCCAUCGACACUCUCAAGACCACUUCCCCAUCUGCCCUCGUCCACUCCCCCCAGAUCGAAGCCGAGGCCUUCUACCGGCUGGAGAAGUACCCGUCCCAAAUUGCCGCUUCCGUCCAUCACUCCCUCGUCACCAUCCCCCGCAAACUCGCCUACAUCCUCCACGCCCGCCCGGCCUCCGUGGCCCCGGCCACCGAAGCCUUCUACCUGCGCGACCCGCGCUCCCUCAAGCCCCUUCUCCGCCCCGUCGGCGCCUCAUUCAAAAGCAGCCUCACCUUUCCGCCGACGGACCUCGUCACGGUCAGCGUACGCUUCACAAAGGUCCUCUACGCGCAGCUUAAGAGCCAGCGUUUCGCCCCACCGCCGGUGGCGUGGAGGCCGGUGCUCCACGCAGCCGGCCUCGAGGCUGCGGCAGCGGUUUCUGCCGCGGCGGAUUCCAAGGCGGAAGAAGAAGCAAGGAAGAAACUGGCGAGGUUGGAGAUGGGCAUGAAGCUCACGACGGGUUUUGAGAUCUUGUGUCAGACGCCCGGCCAGAGCGCGAGUCGGGUGGUGAGGGAGGUCGGGCUGCUGCUGGAAGACCUGGCCGAGGACGGGGGCGACAGUGCGCUGCCGACAGAUGACGAGAUCGCCAGGUGGGAGGGGGUGGGGAGGGAGGACGAUGACGGGUGGAUGGACAUUGAUUUCAGGGACUUUGAGAGGGAGCUGGAGGGGAAAGGGAACAACACCAAGGAGGGUGCUACGGGGAGCGGCUUUGGCGAUGCCAGUGCGCAGGCGGAUCUGCAAAAGAUCGUGUCGAGGUUUGAGGCGUUCCUGAACGAUGAAUCGGCGGGCAUCGACGGGGCCGAGAUCGAUGAAAUGGAUCAUGAUGAUGAUGAUGAGAGUGAUGAGGACUCCGAUGAAGGGGAUACGGACGAGGAUGAGGACCGGGAGGUCAGCUUCGACGAGGAGCAGUUUUCGAGGAUGAUGAGGGAGAUGAUGGGGCUUCCCCCGGAGGAUGUUGGCCAGGCCGAGGGGGCAAAAGAGACCUCGGCGGGUGAGCCUGACGAGCGAGGUGAGAGCGACGACGAGGAAAUACGCAAUGUGAUGGAGCAAAUGGAGUCAGAACUUAGGGGGCUUGGCGCAUUGGAGCUUGACCCGAAACCCAAGAAGGCCACAGCCAAGGUCAAGGAGAGGGGAGAGAACACGCCAGACGCGCCGCCGGCCGAAGAAAGGGAGGAGGACGAGGACGAGGACGAGGACGAGGACGAGGGCGACGAAGGCAGCGACAAAGAGGUGGACAUUGACUACAACCUUGCCAAGAAUCUUCUCGAAAGCUUCAAGAGCCAGGCAGGCAUGGCUGGUCCUGCGGGUAACCUUCUUGGGCUCAUGGGCAUGAGCCUGCCCAGGGAUGAAGAAGACUCGAGCGACGAGGAAUAACAGGCAGAGAUGUGCAAGCGGGGUGUCUACUAGCGCUAGCGCUUUUGCAUAUGUCUGGGCAAAACUCCAAUGGGUACAAUGCGCCCG
Thermothelomyces thermophilus ATCC 42464 is the source of this 2316-nucleotide messenger RNA. RefSeq lists its product as uncharacterized. The record is from RefSeq and is a predicted model, not a curated record. The transcript is spliced from 2 exons. The coding region runs from base 253 to 2229 and encodes 658 amino acids. Gene Ontology annotation, cellular component: nucleus. NCBI's taxonomy places the organism in Eukaryota, Fungi, Ascomycota, Sordariomycetes, Sordariales, Chaetomiaceae.